Messenger RNA from Paramuricea clavata, 1116 nucleotides. The record is from the annotation of a GenBank genome assembly. NCBI's taxonomy places the organism in Eukaryota, Metazoa, Cnidaria, Anthozoa, Malacalcyonacea, Plexauridae.
UCGCGGUAGAAAGUGUUCAGUUAGAGGGAAACUUAACGGUAAAACGUCAGAAGUUUUAUGGGACACGGGUGCCCAGGUAUCGAUCGUUUCCGAAAACUUUGUUAGCAAAACCUUUCCAAACAUUCCGAUUCGAGAUGUUAGUGAACUACUAGAAUGUGGCCUAACACUGACAGCAGCUAAUGGUAGUAAGAUACCGUACGUGGGAUGGGUUGAAUUAAAGUUUCAAGUCCAAGAUUCUGCAAAUGAAGUUUCUGUCCCCUUUUUGGUAACCCGAGAAAACUUAGAACUACCUUUAGUAGGUUUUAAUGUUAUAGAACACAUGAUCAACUCGGGAACACUUCAGGAGAACGAUAUCCUAACCGGCAGUUUUGUCGGGAUAAACACCCACAACGCAGUGACGUUGCUGGACUUGGUGAAAGAGAUAAAUCAUGGCGAACUAUGCCUUGUGAAAACUCCCAAAAAGGACACUGUUAUACCUCGAGGGCAAGUAGCACAAAUACGUUGUAGAGUGAACACUGGACCCCUGAGCCAACUGACACCAGGCCAGUCCUAUUUGAAGCAGAUGAGAAUGGUCACUGGCCGGGAGGCCUACAAGUUUCCGAUAAUUUAUUAACAGUUAAAGCGGGUAAGGCGAGCAAGAUCGAAGUAGAAAUAAGGAACACUACAAAACAUGAUAUAAGUCUAAAAGGUCGGACAGUUCUCGGUCGCUUGCAAUUAGUUCAGUCAGUUGCCCCUGUAGAAGUGAAACUGAAAGCCGCUGACCCAAAGUCCCGAAUUCCUCCAAGUACGAAGUCAACUGAUGACGUCUCAGAGGACAAAAUUCGAGGUUGCACAUCUAACCAUCUGCCUGCUCACCUUAAAGAAAUCGACCUAAGUCGACUCACCAAUGAACAAAAGAAAGUUGCUGAACAACUACUCAUCGAGCAAGCUGAUGCUUUCGCCCAGAGUGACGAUGACGUAGGAAGUAUACCAAACCUUGAACUGAACAUCCACCUGAACGACAAAACCCCAGUUCAAAAGAACUAUGUUGCUGUCCCUCGACCAUUGUAUCCCGAGGUGAAAGCUUAUAUCGAAGAUAUGUUAAACAGGAAGUUUAUUCGGAGAUCAAAUUCGUGA